This is a messenger RNA of Varanus komodoensis (Komodo dragon), 1060 nucleotides long. It is a transcript of the gene TIPIN, whose product is annotated as TIMELESS interacting protein. NCBI's taxonomy places the organism in Eukaryota, Metazoa, Chordata, Lepidosauria, Squamata, Varanidae. The record is from RefSeq and is a predicted model, not a curated record. The coding region runs from base 151 to 936 and encodes 261 amino acids. Gene Ontology annotation, molecular function: DNA binding. The transcript has 8 exons. Gene Ontology annotation, cellular component: nucleus; replication fork protection complex. Gene Ontology annotation, biological process: DNA damage response; replication fork arrest; DNA replication checkpoint signaling.
GCCUCCCUGGGCGCUCUGGCGCGCUUUUGCUUGCCUGUCGCCUGCCCCUCCCCCGCCCGGCGUCUGGUGCCGGUCGCUGCUGACCGGGCCGGCCUGGUCCGGGAUGUGAGCCGCCCCGGGCCGCUCAGGUAGAACACCUUCGGUAGCAAGAUGAUCAAUCCAACAGAGAACAGUUUGUUUGAUCUCCCUGAUUAUGAACAGAUCGAAGACGAGCAGCUUCUACCUCUUCCCCCUCCAGACUCUCCAGGGGAAAAUACUGAAGAAGCCCUGGUCAAUGGAGAGCCAGAGAAAGACAAAUUGUCACAAGCCAAGAAUUCCCCUGUGACUGCUAGGAAAACUGUUAAAAGAUCAGUGCCUAAACUAGAUGCUGAAAGGUUAGUUUCAGAGCGAGGACUUCCAGCUUUGCAGAGUAUGUUUGAUAAUGUAAAAUUCAAAGGUAAAGGUCAUGAGGCAGCAGACCUGAAGACACUUAUGAGGUACAUGGAGCAUUGGGCUCACAGGCUGUUUCCUAAAGUUCAGUUUGAAGAAUUUGUUGGCAGGGUUGAGCGGCUGGGAAAUAAGCAAGCAGUUCAGGCAUGCUUAAAGCGGAUUAGACUUGACCUGCCUAUUUCACAUGAAGAGUUCACAAGUAAUGAAGGUGAAGAGGAUGGUAACAAUGGAGUUAGUGCAGCCACAGAAGAAUUAGAUUUCUUUUCUGAAAUCCAGAAUACAAGAGAUGAGUUUCAUUUGCCUCCAAAUGCUACACUGACAGAGGAGCAACAGCAGAGAAUCGAAAAGAAUAGACAACUGGCCCUUGAAAAAAGACGAGCAAAAACUCAGUUCAACAGUGAAUCACAAGAACAUGAGCUGUGUGUGUCCCAGCUAAACGAAGAGCACAACACCGUUGUCUCUCAAAUACCAGAUGAUAAUCCUGCAGCAGACACAGGAAGCUGCUGAGAAGAUGCAAAGCGGACAUAUAGAAGAUAAAUGACCUUGAACUGUUUGGGAUCAAGUGACGGGCAUCCUAAAAUAUCAUUGACAUAGAUUUCGUUGCUUACUAUUAAAAGAGGAACGUGGAGUA